This is a messenger RNA of Phycodurus eques (leafy seadragon), 10160 nucleotides long. It is a transcript of the gene rab11fip5a, whose product is annotated as RAB11 family interacting protein 5a (class I). The transcript has 5 exons. Bases 232 to 5415 code for a protein of 1727 amino acids. Lineage: Eukaryota; Metazoa; Chordata; Actinopteri; Syngnathiformes; Syngnathidae. The record is from RefSeq and is a predicted model, not a curated record. Gene Ontology annotation, molecular function: small GTPase binding. Gene Ontology annotation, cellular component: phagocytic vesicle; mitochondrion; recycling endosome. Gene Ontology annotation, biological process: regulated exocytosis.
GCGGACGGAGCAGGCGUGACGUCGCUGCUCGCAGAGAGGCCCACUCCUCGGCCGGCAAGCGGCAGACCCCGCCGAAGGACAAGAAGAAGAAGAAGAAGAAGAAGAAGAGCCGCCGAAGUGUGAAGCGGCUGGAGGAAGGGGAGGGGGGGAGGAAGUGGGGGGGGGGGGGGCACGUCACGGCAGCCACCGCCAGCAGGCUCCACACACGGGCAGCGGGGUGGGGGGCGGCGGAUGGAGCAGCCAUGGGUGCCCACGCACGUCCAGGUGACGGUGCUCCGAGGCAGGGGUCUGCGGGGCAAGGGCAAGCAGGGCACCAGCGACGUGUACGCCGUCAUCCAGCUGGCCAAGGAGAAGUACUCGACGCGCGUGGCGGAGAAGACCACCCAGCCCGAGUGGCGCGAGGAGUGCUGCUUCGAGCUGCAGCCCGGCGUCCUGGGGACCGGGACGGGCACGGACGCCGGGCCGCAGCUCGUCCUGACCGUCAUGCACCGCGCGCACAUCGGGCUCGACGUGUUCCUGGGCCAGGCGCUCAUCCAGCUGCGGAAACUCUUCCACGAGAGCCGCGGCGUGAAAAACCAGUGGUACCGACUCAACUCCAAGACGGGCAAGAAGGAGAAGGAGCGAGGCGACAUUCAAGUUAGCGUCCAGUUCACGCGCAACAACCUGACGGCUAGCAUGUACGACCUGGUCAUGAAGGACAAAGGGGGCGUUUCCACCUUCAGCAAACUGAAAGAACGCAUGAGGGGCAAGAGGAGAUCCAGUGAAGACGACUCCACCUCGGCCCCCGGCGCCACCCUGCCCGAGGGCGCCGACCCGCUGUGCCGCAUGCGUCAACGUUUGCCCAGCGACGGGGGCGGCGAGGAGGACUACGAGGACGACGAGGGCGGCGAAGUGAGGCGCAGUAAGAUGAGGACCUUCUUCCUCCGAGGCAAGCUGAGAAAGUCGUCGGACACGCGCUCCAGUACGUCGCUGGGCUCUGAGAGCAGCGAGUCGUCGCGGGGGGGCAGCCUCAGCCCCACGGCGGGCAUCAGCGUUGUAGUCUCCGACCUCUCCAACUCGCCCAGCAACAGCAGCAACCUGACCGCUGACAGCCCAGAGCGCACAGCAGACGCAUCACCCAAGUUAUCUCCCGUGCGCUGUGACUUUAGCGACGAGAUCAAUGAAAUCACCAUAGCCGUGCCUCAGCUCUCCGCGGGUGUCAACGGAUCGCACAAGCUGCAGCCCCGGGAUCAGGCCUCGGCAGCCCCGGGCGCUUCUUUGGCCGUGGGGCACCCGCAGAAGACAUUGCCUCUCUCGGUGUCGUUGCAGAACCUCCGCCCGCGGGCCUCAGCCGACCCCCUGCACGGCACCGUGGGCGACGGACGGCGGUGGUCUUUCGACAAGGCCGGUGAGGAGGAGGGCGCGGCCAUCGCGGCAGCCAUGGAGAAAAACCGCCCCGCGCUGGGCCGAGAAGACAAGCGCGAGGAAGCCGAACGAGACCCUGGCACUGAGGGGAAACACAAAGGAUGGUUCCGGUCCAUGGACUUGCACAGUAAACCCAGCCCGGGGCCGCCUCCUAAACUAGACCCCAGCACUGAGCCGCCCGUUUCCCCAUUGCACCACUCUAAUCCCUUCUGUCCCUCGCCACCCGUGUCACCAGUCAACCCUUUCCUCUUGCGAGACGUUAUCUACGAUGCCUCGCCGCCCCCUCUGCCCUUUCUUUCCAGUUCUCGGCCACCCAUAGAGCAACUCUUUCCAAAGGCGAGUCACCCAAUCACCCAGAUUUGGGACAGUCCAACUACCGAAGACCUUGUCAUUAAAAUGGGCAGAGUUGCACCAACAACAUCCAUGAAAGAGAAAAUACCUUUAAGCAAGAAGUAUUCCAACCCUUUUACAUCUGCAGAAGAACAGCAACCUGAUAGAGAAUGGGACGAUUCCUUUGAGGAGUUUGCGACUUGCAGGCUGCAAGGGCCGAAAGGCCAAACAUCGGACAGCUUAGCCAGUGUCCAUCAGAGGGAACAUGUCAGCGAUGAAGGGAUUGACUCCCUGAAUACCAAAGGUGUUACAUUGAGCAACUACAUGAACUGUGGCCACCUCCACUCUCUGGACCCGAUCCCAGAGGAUGAAAGCUUUGAGUACGUCUUUAGCACAUCUGCUGUCUCUUCGGAAUUCUACCCGGCCCCUGAAUGGCAUAAAGCUAACAGCACCACUAACAUGCCUCCCUGCUUUUCAGAUCCCACUGGUUCGUCAGGUCUCGGUAGUUCGGUUGAAGAUGAUUUCCUCUCCUGUUUCUCUUCGUAUUCGGCGUCAGACAAGUUCUCAGCAUGUUCCUCGGAUGAAACCGAGCCACAGACUUUCGAGAGUGUUGUUCCCAGCUUGGAGAUCUUGGCCCAAACGGCUGUCACUCCAAAGGGUUCUAGUUCUACAGAUGAGCUUUUCACUGAUUCAGCCCAACAAACUGUGAAUCAGAGUGAAGAUUCGGAUUGGUGGGACUCAGAGGGGUCGCUAGUCUUUACGCCACCGCCGACCAUGUCUACCGGAAUGACGACGGGUUUAGAAGCUGCAGACAUGCAGACGCCAGAGAACCUGGACCUACAGCAAAAUUCCAACAUCUCUCCGCUGUCUGACGACGAGAAUGAAGGGGUACCUCAAGGUGAAUCCAGUGGCCAACCAUCUCUGUAUGUCCGCACCUCUUCACCAGGAAUUGGCCAUUCCUCAUCUUUUGAAGACCAGGAAAUGCAGGAGGGUUGCUGGGAGUCUCCUGUACCCUUCAAGCAUUUUGGAUCUUUUAACCAGAGCACCAAUAGCUUUCUCCAAAGCCUCUACGUUACCGCCGGCUCACAAGACGACCAAAAUUGCCAUUCUCUAGCGCCCUCAGAAUCCUCUGGGGUAUCCGAGCCUGCUGAGAGGUUCCACUCUGAGAACCCGACCUUCUGUGGCGAGCUGGGAGAGAUUCGGGAAGCUGCUGGUGAUUCAGUGAGUCCAGAUGGACCAAACAACCAAUCUGACUGGUUGUCUCCGGUGCCGGAAAGCAGACCAGAUACUGGUGAACCAGGUUUCACAGCAAGGGACAACAUGAGUUCUCAAUUUUUCCCUGCCACAGACAUGUUUCCGAAACCUGUUGCGGGCAACCAAUUCGCUGUUCUCGACGGACAGUUUGUAAAAAAACCUCCACCACAACUCCCACAUAUAUCCCAGAGUACCAGGAGCUUUCUCCAAAGCCUCAAUGGCAACUUGGCACGCCAUCAAAACCAGUACGGUAUAUCUGAGCCCUCUGAGACACUCGACUCAGAGAAAUCCACCUUUUUUGGGGAACAAGGAGAGAUUUCAGAAUCCCCCGGUGUUUCAGAAAGCCUAAAGGGUUCUCCAGAUAAGCCAAACAACCAAACUCACUGGUUGUCUCUGUUGCCUGUGGCCAGACCAGAUAUUUUUGAGCCAGGUUUCACAGCAGGGGACGACGGAUGUUCUGAAGUUCUCCCUGUGACUCAUACAGACUCAUAUCAGAGACCCAUUGAGGGUGAACAGUUCACCGAUCUGGGUGACAUGUUUGUGAAAAAAACUUCACGACAACGACCAAAAAUAUCCCAGAGCACCAGCACCUUUCUCCAAAGGCUCGACAGCAACUGGCAGGACCACCAAAACCUUAACUGCGUGUCCGAGCCCACUAAGAGGGUAGAUUCUGAGAAAUCCACUUUCUGUGGGGAGCUAGGAGAGAUUCCGGAACCCACCAGUGCUUCGGUGAGCCCUGUGGGUUCUACCAGUGGCGCAAACAACCAGCCUGAUUCAUCGUCUCUGGGGACAGAGGACAGACCAGAUACUUUUGAGCCAGGUUUCACAGAUCCUUGUGACUUAGGCUUCACAGCAGGGAAUGAGGGGGGUUCUCAAUUCCUCCCCGUGACCCCUACAGACUCUUAUCUGAAGCCGGUUGACGGCGAUCAGUUCGCUGUUCUCCCUCAAAUAUGCCAGAGCACUAGGAGUUUUCUCCAAAGCCUCGACGGUAACUUGCAAUACCAUUACGACGUAGCCACGCCCACUGAGAGGAUUGUCGAUACCAACUGUAGGGAGUUAGGAGAGAUUCCGCAUACCACCAGUGUUGCAGUGAUUCCAGAGUGUUCUCCUGAUGACACGAAAAAACAAAAUGACUUGUUGUCUCUGGUGACGGACACCAGACCAGAUCCGCAUGAGCCAGGUUUCACAGAUUCUUGUGAGUCAAGUUUAACAGCAGGGCAUGACGGGAGUUCUCAAGAUCUCCCUGCAACUCCAUCAGACUCAUACCCGAAGCCUGUCGGGGUCAAUCAGUUCACUGCUUUCGAUGACAUGUUUGUGAAAAACACUCUGCCACGACUUCCCAAAAUAUUCCAAAGAACGAGGAGCGUCCCCUCAUUCCUCCUAUCUCAAAACCAUUACGGUGCAUCCAAGCACACUCAGAGGCGGGGCUCCGAGAACUCCACCAUCUUCGGGGAGUUCGGCGAGGCUACAGAAGCCGCUGGUGCUUCAGUGAGCCGUUCCGAUUGUGGACCAAACAUCAACACACACAUCAGUGAUUGGUUGGCUCUGGUGAUGGAGGACAGACGAGAUACGCGUUUCCCAGAAGGGGGCCACAGGAGUUCGCAAGUUCUUCCGGCAACUUCAACAGACUCGAAGCCCGACGAGGUUCUCGAUGACACGUUCAUGAAUAACCCAUUGCCGCAACGCCCCACAUUGCACCGCACCCAGUCUGAGAGUACGUUCGCCUGGGACAAGACCCUUCCACUGUCCUUCUGGAACGAGCCCCGCCCCCUCCAGGCACCAUCCACACCCCCUGCCUCCCCCUCCCUUUCUACCUCCUCCGCCCCUCCGCUAACCCGUCAAAGUAGUUGCUUCCCCUCGUUCCUUUCCAAUGCUUCGCCGCUGCCUGCCACGCUGAACUCUCAGGAGGCGCAGGAAAGCCGGCAGCAGCACGCCGCCCGUCAGGAGCCCAGCCCCCACCCGGUGCGGCCCCUGAGCGGCGGCUCGCUGGCCGAAAGCCGCUCGGUCCUGGAGAAGAUCAAGUCCGGCGUCCUUCCCGGCAGGAGCGGCCAGCCCGGCGAAAAGGUUACAUUUCAUUCUUCGGGCUUUUUCGAAUACACGGUGCAUCGAGCGCUGGCGAAUCCCUUCCGGAUGCCACGUACGUACAUUCCCUCGGCCUUUCGUUUUCAGAUCCUGACAGAGGGCGCCGGCUCGUACUACCACCUGACCCACAGCGAGCUGAUCGGGCUUCUGGUGCGGCGCGAGGCCGAUCUGGAGCUGCAGAAGGUCGCCUUUCAGCAGCAGCGCGCCCUGCUGGCCAAGCGGGAGGUGGAGCUGCGUAGGCUGAAGCCGCAGGUCCGGGACCUGGAGGACUACAUUGACACCCUUCUGGUGCGCAUCAUGGAGCAGAAGCCCACCCUCCUGCAGGUGCGCUCUAGGCUCAAAUGACGGCACCCAACCCCCCCCCCCCCCCAACAGCUUUUUAGUCUCUUCACUGCUACGGUGUCCCUUUUUGAUACGAGCGUUUUGCAACGGUCCUCAAACUUUUUGGGUCCAGUAGAACAUGAUUACAACGCGUACCCCUAAAUGCCAUCGGGAUUAAAACGUUACCUUUUACGAAGAGAAAGUUUGUAAUGUUAUGAUAACACAUUCAUAUUUUGGGGAGGAAAACGGUUGAAAUUCUCACAUGAUCAAUUAUGUAUUUUGUCUGGACAAAAAGUUGUAUUUUUCCAAGAUGAAGUCACAAAUUAUGAUAUUAAAGUCACGGUUUAACAAGGCAAGAAAGUCAUAUAGGGCUGCUACUAACGAUUAUUUUAAUAAUCGAUUAAUCUGUCUAUUUUUUUGGAUGAAUCGGAUGAAAAAACUUUUUUCAUUUCCAUGUCUUUAUUCAAAAACAGGACAUUAUUUCAAAUUGAUAGGGCAGAAAAUGCACAAACUUAAACUGAUUAUGAUUCAGUUACUGGUUUUGUCUGUAACAUUUCAGAAAAGGAUUGAACUUUUUCCCCCCUAGAAAAACAUGAGGGGCGCGCCGCUGACUUUAAUUCUACGAUGGCAGCGCCCACCCCUGGCCACCAGGUAGCUCCGCCCCUGCAAAACAACGAAUAUUUGGGGUUCACUGUACCCCUUAAAGCAAAAGGAAAUAAAAAUAUGCCCGUUUAUGAGAGAAAAAAGUUGUCACCUUACCAUUAUUAUUUUAGUUUUAUUGGCCCGCUUUGAAAUGAUAUGACAUACAGUGAUAAUGUAUUGCAAAUUAUUUGGCGGACCCCCAAGAUAGGACUCGUGUAGCCCCGCGGGUACCCGGACCCCAGUUUGAGAACCACUGGUUUCGAGAUGCUGCAGUGUUCCGGACGUGCUCGCCGAUCCUUAGCUGGUCCUCAGGUUGUUCUCGGCGCGUGCGGCACGUUUGCUGGGUUUUAACAUGGCGGACAUGUGAGCAGCCGUGUUGUUGGAUGCCGACUCGGAGGGGCGGGGAGUGGAGAAAAACAAAACAAAACAUCCCUUUCACCUCACCUUGCCUGUUUUGAUCACAAAUGCAGACUGUUCAACCUUAUUUGUCGAUUUCAUCAGGAACUGCUGGACAUUUUUUACAGCGACGUGUGGAGAAGGAAAAGACACAACUGAAGGCAAUAAUUGUUCAAAGUCAGAACUUUUGCAAGAAAAAGAUUGGAGGGGCACCGACCCCUUAGGCUAAAUACUGCAAAAAAAAAAAAAAAAGCUUUUUAUUUUUUUAUUCCAAAUUCUAUGUGCAAUCUGCUUUGUUUUACGUCAAAAAAGGAACAUUAUUAAGCUCACUUACAUUAGGGCCACACUUAAAGACACUUGUCUUCUUAUGAGAAUAAAGAUAAAACUUAAGACAUUUUUGUAGAAAAUGUUUUAAUUUGACAAGAGCAUAGUUUUAUGAAUAUUAUGAGAAUAAAGGUGUCUAUUUUUUGGUAAAAAAAUAAGUAUAGAUUAAGAAAAAAAGUGAAAAAAAAAAAAAAAAGUUUUUAAGUGAAUAAAGUUGUUUUCUUUCAUGAAAAACAUGAUAAACCAGGAAUAAAAUUGUAAUUGUAUGAGGGGAAGUGAAGGAAGUUUAAUUUCAUAAUGCAACUCUUUCUCUUAUUACUUUUUAUCCGGAAAAUCUCGGCAGAUUGAAUUAUUUACCAAGAAUAGACAGCAUUUGUUUUCUCGUAAUUAUCUUGAAAACGUGGCUUUACUUUAAUAAGAUUGCGAAUUUAUUCUCAAAAGAUAAUGACUUUUUUGUAGGAAACAUGACUUUUUUUCCAAAAACACAAACAACAUUUUUGUUCUUGUCUUAUUUUUCUCAAAAAUAUACAGCUUUAUUCUCGUAAAAUUAAGUUUUUGUUCUUGAAAAUGUAUUUUUCUUUGGGGGAAAAAAUCUGACUUCAUUUAGAAAAAAAAACAUGUUCUUGUAGGAUCAUGAUUUAAGUCUUAGAUUAUUCUUUUUUUUUUUCGUUUUGGUGUGGCCCUAAUAUUCCUUGGUAGCAGACGCAGUCACGGCGAUCGAUUGAAGCUGGUCACAUUUGCUAGGCUCCUUGUUGCUAGGCAGAAUUCACCGGGCUCAAUCGUAAAUGCCCCAUAGGCCAAUGAAAGUUAAUUAGCACGGUCACUUGGCUGUUUGAUGAAGGAAAUGACUCCCAAAAUAGGAUCGUUAGGUUCAUUUAUACAUCUCAGUUUCGCAGUUGAAAAGCUGUUCUGUAUUAAAUAGAAAAUGUGCAACAGAAAAGUCUGUAUUUAUGGUUGGAUUCAUUUUGUUUUCAUCCCACAAGUUCUCGCUUGUCGUGCACUGACGAAAAGCAGUACAAGAACUCGGCGUUGUAAUUACUCGAUUAGCUGAUGCUGUGCUAUGCUAGCUGACCAAUGUACAAAAAGUGUUCUUAGCCAGCGAGCGAAUGCUUCUUUCUGUCCCAUUUGAAGCUUUUUUCUCAAUUCUGAAUAACAACCCACUUCUGCUUGCCACCGAGUAAAACAUAUUUAAACAUACAGUGUAAACCCGAAUGCCAACUGCGCCUUAGUUUUCAUUUUCUUUUCAUGUUUUUGUUAAUUUUUUAAUCGAGCACUUAAGCUAAUAAAAUGCGAUGUUGUCUAUCAGAGGUUCUCAAACUUUUUGAUGGGGAAACAUUUUUCCGGGACCCCUCAGAAUCCUAAUGCCAAUUAAACAUCAGUAAAUGCCGCAGAAAUUUUGAAAAAUUCAGAAAAUAAGUUAUGUCAUAACAAAAAAGAAUUGAAAAAAAGAUCGGGCUAAGAAGUCAUAAUCUUCUGAGCAUAAAGUCAUAUUUUCCAAGAUAAAAUCGUAAUAUUAUGAUAUUCAAGUCAAAGAGUAUUGAGGGAAGCAAGCGAAUUUCAAAAAUACAACUUUAUUAUUGCAAUACUACGCCCUUAACUCUGAAAAAGAUGCCUUUGGAGUUAUCUGUGGCAGUAUAUUUUUGGAAAAAAAAUUUGCUUUUGUUCUCGAAAAAAAAAGACUUCAUAUGCCCAUAGGGAGGAGUAAUUGGUAUAGUUUGUUUUGUUGGCACACUGGUCCCUUUAUGUACAGCAGGUAUGAACUUUUUAAAAACGGUACAACAUACCGUGGUGCCCUGACAUAUGAGAUUAAUUAAGAUUCUGUGAACACGUUCGUAACUCAAAACGCAUUGAAAUGAAUAGAAAUGAAUAUUAAUCCGUUACAGCCUCUGCCCCCCCCCCCCCCCCCCGCCUCUACCCCCCCAAAAAAAACCAGACAAAAAUGUUUGUGAUGUCAUUAUGCCAAGAAAAAUUGUUUGCGUCAAUUCAAUGGACAUCGCGUACUGCUCCUUCUGGUGCACGCACGUUGGCCACCUGGGGGCAGUGCAGUAAUAGUAGUCAUUCUUCGCAGAGGAUAAGUAAUAUGCUUGUGAGUGUUGUUGCGUUAUCUGUCUACAUCAAGGCACCACUGUUAUUGCAAAUGAAUCCACAAAGCCCGGGGACCAGGGACCCCAGUUUGAGAACCGCUGGUUGAGCUCACCGCACAACGGUAGCGUAACGUAAAGACGUCUUCCGCUGCGACGCCACUUUGAGCGGCAUCAUCACCAUGUGACUCCUGCCAGCACCACGUCGCACUUGCGCUUUGACGUCGCCAAACGCCACGAGUAGACGUACGGUACACGCGACUCUGCACUUAUCAACCAAUACAGUGCAUCCGGAAAGCAGUGGCAGCGCUGGACUUUUUCCACAUUAAAUUAGAUGAAAUUCUUUUCUUUUUUUUCCCCUCCUAAUUCUAAAAGUCUCUAAAAGUGAAGCACUGUGGCUGUUUUCCAGAUGCACGGAAGUAUUCACAGCGUUUCACUUUUUCCACAUUUUAGUAAGCUUAGAAAAAACACCAUUUAUUUUCCCAGAUUGUCCGCAAAAAAAAAAGCGGAUUAAUCGACAAGUCAACUCGUCGACUUCAGCACUCCGCAUCGACUAUUCACGCGUGGAGUCGACUCGUCGUUAAUCCCGUGUGUUUUUGGAAUCUCGCCUUCCAACUGACGAAUUUACAGAAGGCUUUCGACUUGCCCGUCUGCGGCUGUCGCCGGAUUUUAACAUUCUACCCGGAGUAGCGAAAUGUCCGCCCAACAAGGCGACAGGGUCUGCAAACGUCUGCGUCAAAUGGUGGCGGUUGGGAAUAGCGAACAAUGACGGUUUGUUUGUUUUUAUCUGCUUCUGUACCUGUGUGCGGAAAUAUGUCUUAACGUGAAAACGGUCAAUGGCUCAAAAAAGGUCGGGCCGCGCUGUUCUGAAAAAACUUCGACUCAACUUCCAUCACAUUAUAGUCGACUAUAAAAACAAAUCGUUAGUCGUUCCAACCCUAAUACGGGACAAGAAUUCGUGUUAACAAAUGCACAAUCAAGUGAGUGGUCAAUAUUUUAUUGAUGGACCAUUACAGCCAAGUUUUGCCCGUUCCUCUCAAGCGGCCAUUUUCAGAUCUCUCAUGAUUCAAGUGGGGAAAACAUUCACUUAACAUAACAAAAGGUGGAAAAAGCUGUGAAGCGCUGUGAAUACUUUGCGGAUGCACCGUACACCUUGUCUUCCAUUUUGAAAACUUUUUGAUGCGCCGAAUGUAUUUUGUCGUGGGCGGUGCAGGCCUCUCCAGGCCCGAUCUGGAAAGGAACGUUUACAAGCAGUGAUGAUGCAACUAUGUUUCACACAAUUUUGUAUAUUUAAUAAAGAAUAUUUAGUGUUUCUUCCUCACAGUA